GAUAGAUGCACUUUUAUUCUAAUCAUUAAAGUAUGUAUACAUUUAAUAAUACAUGAUGGUUGGAAAUCCCAAAUUAUCCAAAUAUGAAGUUAUAUAUUAUGUCUUUAUCGGGUUUAUCUUAUUACCUAAUAAUGUUAUAGAUACUACCGUACAAAUGCUAAUCUAGUGUGGGCCCCACCAAACACCCACAAAUCAACGGCUCUGCAUCCAAACAAAGCGUUCGCUCUGUCACUAAUCAGUUUUAAAUAUGCUUACAUAAUCAAGCGAAGUCAUCAACUUAGACAAAUUACUAAACUUUAAACGAGCUGAUUCAAAAACCAACAUGAAAAUUUGAGUCGGUUUCCAAUCUAAAAUUACUACGUAUAUUGCAAAGUUUCCAUAUUUUUUUCACAUUUGCAAGUGUUUUUCCUUUAUUUGGGCGAAAAUGUAAAAGAUCCAAGUUGAGGAGAAAAGAGUAGAAAGUAGUAGAGUAGUUGAUGAUAAGCUGCUUGAUUGAAACAGGUGGGGAAUUGUGUUUAUAUGACAGAGAAAGGACUGUGUCCGAUGCAAUAGUGUCAACAAACAGUUUCGUCUUUUUCCUUCCUAUUUUUAUUCGAAGAUUAAAGGCGAGAGAGGAAAGAGAGAGGAGCACCUUAUCUCUCUUGCAGAAAGGACAUUAACAAUAAAGGCAAAUACCCAAGAGAAAAGAAAACAAAGGAAAGAACAGAAAGAGGAAAGUACUCACAGUCACGCCCAAAAUCGCCCACCUUCUCGCUCUCUGCUGCUCUCAAUCAAUACUCUGUGUCUCUCCAUUUUCAACCCCAACAUAUCAGAAAUAUUGCUAGAGAGUACAGUACCAUAUUAAAGAGUACCAAAAAGGUUGCUUUUUUUAAUUCUAUUUUUGAGCUAACUCUGUCUUCUAUAAAUGGAGGUUAAAGAAGCUUUUUGAAUCAUUGGGAUUUGGUAGAUUUAUGAGCGGUGUUAUUACACUCGAGUGUUAUGGUGAGUUUUGGACUGGUUGUUGCCGACUGUGUAGUGGAUUUACAAAUUUGAUCAAUUUUCGUUUUCGGGGAAAUUUAAGCUGAGCUGCAUAAGAUGAAUCAUUCAGUUCCUGAGUUUGAUAUGGAUGAUGACUACACUAUUCCUACGUCUUCUGGUCUUACCAGACCUAAAAAGUCUGCAAUGGCGGAAGAGGAUAUCAUGGAACUAUUGUGGCAUAAUGGACAAGUGGUUAUGCAGAGCCAAAAUCAAAGAUCUCUGAAGAAAUCUCACAUUAGCAACGGCGGUGGCGGAGGUGGCAGCGGUGAUGCGCUUAUUCCCUCCGAACAAGCUGUCAGUAGAGAGAUCCGACAUGUAGAGGAAACUACUACACCACAGCAACUGUUUAUGCAGGAGGACGAGAUGGCCUCAUGGCUUCACUACCCACUCGAUGACUCCUCCUCCUUCGAACGUGAUCUUUACGCCGAUCUCCUUUAUUCCACACCGAGCGCAACCGUUACAACCGCUGCGCCGCCGCGAGAAAUCCGUACGCCCCCGGUGGAGAUCCGUCCACCUCCGCCGCAUCCAUCCCCUGCACCGCCGAUUGCAGUGGCUCCACGACCGCCUAUACCUCCUCCUGCAAGACGUCCCGGCACUGAAAGCUCACAUCGGUUCCAGAACUUCGGACACUUCUCGCGAUUGCCUAGUCGAACAAGGUCAGAACUUGGUCCGUCAAAUUCGAGCAAGUCACCUAGAGAAUCAACGGUUGUGGACUCAAACGAAACUCCAAUUUCAGGGCCUGAAUCUAGGGUUUCACAGGUAGCGGAUAAUGUAGUACCGGUUCCCGGCGGAAAUGGAGCAUGUGGGGCUGUAAAUGUCAACGGAACUGCGACUGCGUCAACGGCAAUUAGGGAACCGGCGACAACAUGUGAGCUUUCGGUGACGUCAUCUCCCGGCUCAGGAAACAGUAUAAACGCCAGCGCUGAACCACCGCUGUCGGAAACGGCGGCGUUGGCGACACCGACGGCUGCGGCAUCGAAUGAUCGGAAACGCAAAGGAAUAGAAACGGACGACGGGGAUGGUCAGAAUGAGGACGCUGAAUUUGGGUCUGGUGAUACAAAGAAGCAUGCACGUGGUUCAACGUCUACAAAACGAUCUCGUGCUGCAGAGGUCCAUAAUCUUUCGGAAAGGAGACGUCGAGACAGAAUAAAUGAGAAGAUGAGGGCUCUGCAGGAACUGAUACCACGCUGUAACAAGACAGACAAAGCUUCAAUGCUGGAUGAGGCAAUUGAGUAUUUGAAAUCACUGCAAUUGCAAGUGCAGAUGAUGUCCAUGGGAUGCGGCAUGGUCCCGAUGAUGUAUCCUGGAAUGCAGCAAUACAUGCCAGCUAUGGGAAUGGGCAUGGUGGGAAUGGGUAUGGAGAUUGGCAUGAACAGGCCAAUGGUUCCAUAUCCACCUCUAUUACCAGGUGCAGCGAUGCAGAAUGCAGCUGCAGCAGCACAAAUGGGUCCUAGAUUUCCUAUGGCACCGUUUCAUUUGCCACCAGUUCCAGUACCAGAUCCUUCCAGGAUGCAAGCCUCAAGUCAGCAAGAUCCAAUGCUAAAUCCACUUGUAGCACGUAAUCCCAACCAGCCAAGACUUCCGAAUUUUAAUGAUCCAUAUCAACAGCAUUUUGGUCUCCACCAGGCACAAGUGCAAUUACCGCAGAAUCAGGCAGUAGAACAGCAAGGUUACAAUAAACCCGGCAGCAGCAAAGAAGUUGGAAAUCCAGGGAAUCCUCAAUCUGGUUGAUUACCUGAGGGCCAGAACGUAAGAGCUUCUCACAAACUAAAUUUUGUAGUGUAAGAGGAACAUCCGCUGCAGUCGGGCUGAUACAAAAUAUAGCACCACUAACUUGUAAUUAUUACUGCAAAACUCAGUUUGCUUUAUAUAUUGUGGCCCAUGAAAUCUCAAUUCCCAUUUUGGCAUUUGGAUAUAAUUUGUGGCCAGCGUUUAACAUCACAAGUGAUCCGGCAUAAGAGAGAUGUUCAGCCGGUGAAGAGGCUUUAAGCAUUUCCAGGCUUA
This is a messenger RNA of Nicotiana tabacum (common tobacco), 3021 nucleotides long. Its product is annotated as transcription factor PIF1. The record is from RefSeq and is a predicted model, not a curated record. Lineage: Eukaryota; Viridiplantae; Streptophyta; Magnoliopsida; Solanales; Solanaceae. Gene Ontology annotation, biological process: regulation of DNA-templated transcription. Gene Ontology annotation, molecular function: protein dimerization activity; DNA-binding transcription factor activity.